AAAAAAAAGCAAAAUCAAAUUCCAUUGAAGAAAAAAAAAAUAUGGCAACGAGAGGAGCUGCUGUUGCUGCUGCAUCUACAAUAUGGAAGCACCGAAGAAACCCUUCUCUUCGAUCAUUAUCAAACCAUUUCAGUCCCAGUUUCAAUCCUCGGAUCAUCCCUACAGGGUUUAAAUACCAAGUUAGGGCGAUACAAGGAGGAGCAAGUACUGAUCCUGUUAUUACAACACCAUUGAAGAACAGAGAUGAUCCCCCAAAACCUCAAAACUGGAAAAUCAAAAUGCUUUACGAUGGAGAUUGUCCUCUCUGUAUGCGUGAGGUCAAUAUGCUUCUGGAAAGGAAUGAAAAAUAUGGAACUAUUAAGUUUGUGGACAUAAGUUCCAUCGAUUAUUCACCGGAAGAUAACCAAGGGCUUGAUUACAAAACAGUAAUGGGGCAAAUACAUGCCAUUCAGUCUGAUGGUAACGUGGUUAAGGGUGUGGAGGCAUUUAGGAGACUGUAUGAAGAGGUUGGGCUUGGAUGGGUUUACUCUAUCACCAAAUAUGAACCAAUAGGGAAGUUAGCUGAUGCUGUGUAUGAUGUUUGGGCUAAAUAUCGUCUUCAGGUCACAGGGAGGCCAUCUUUAGAAGCUAUUCUUGAAGCAAGAAAGAAAGAUAAGGUAGAGACAUGUGGUGAAAGCAAGUCGUGCAAGAUGUGAAUUCUCUUCACAUUGAUACUCAUUGAAUUGUUUACAAUCAUAUACCAAAACCAGUUUGGAGUUGCAUAUUCUUCUUUACCUUACCAGCUUUAUGUGAGUGUGAGCGUUUGUAUGUAUUUGAUACAAAGCCCCUUACAUAAAUCAGGAUACAUCAUAUAUGAACAUUUCACAGCAAAUUUGAAACUGUAGAGGUUUCUCCUAUAUGGUAUUGUUUUUUUGUAAAGGUUAGCCAAGUUUUUUUACUAAUGUUAUAAAAAUACAUUUUAGAAUAUAAGAUUGUAGUAUUUAUUC
Messenger RNA from Camelina sativa (false flax), 986 nucleotides. RefSeq lists its product as uncharacterized. The record is from RefSeq and is a predicted model, not a curated record. Lineage: Eukaryota; Viridiplantae; Streptophyta; Magnoliopsida; Brassicales; Brassicaceae. Gene Ontology annotation, molecular function: protein-disulfide reductase activity.